AUGAACUCCAAAUCCCUCCGCCGCCUCGCCGCCGACCACGGCUCCCUCCAUACCGCCGGUCUCCCGCCAAAUUACCUAUUUCCUCCGGGAGCAGACGACUCGGCUGAUCUCACCUCCCUCGACAUCCUCCUCGCCGGCCCCGUCGGUACGCCCUACUCCGGCGGUGUAUGGCGCUUACACCUCGAUAUCCCACCCACAUACCCUACUGCACCCCCGACAGCCCAGUUCCGAACCCGACUAUGGCACCCAAAUAUCGACGAAGCCACCGGCGCUGUGUGCGUCGAAACGCUGAAGCGCGAUUGGAGCAGCACGCUGAAGCUUCGAGAUGUUCUCGUCACUAUAUCAUGUUUACUCAUACAACCGAAUCCAGCAAGUGCGCUCAACGAAGCGGCGGGGAAAUUGGCCGUUGAAGACUGGGAUGGAUACUGUAGAAGAGCCAAGCUCAUGACAGACAUCCACGCCGCGGUACCGAGGGACAUGGCAGAUGAGGUUCGAGAGGCGCAGAUGAGGGGAGAGGAUAAGAUUGCUGAGCCGGAACAAAUACAACACAUUGCGAAACCUCACUCCAAAGGCAAGGAGAGGGAGAGGGUCAAGGUCACACCGGCGGGGCCUAAGCUCACACGGCAGGCAUCCGAAGAUGAAGAGAACAGACGACGGAGAGGCGCAACGCAAGACCAAGACAGCGACCCUGAGGAGGACUGGAUACCCGGACCGGGCGAUAAGAUGGGGAGACGAGCUGUAAGGAUGAGGAGACAGGAAAACAACGUCCUUGGUAUCGAAGGAUUGGGAGGUCUCAACACACCACCAAAACGCGUCUUCGCCGCUACCCACACCCCAUCGCGUACAUCACCCACGUUGAGCGACAACGAGAAUGGAAAGGAGGAUAUCCCCGACGAUAACGAGCCUUUUAUCACCGUCACCUCGAAACGGAAUGCGCAUACCCUCCACCUCACCUCAACAGAAACAGGAACAGGAACAAAGACAGGAGCAGGAGCGGAAACAGACACAGAAACCCCCAACCUCCUCAAAUUCUCCCACCAAAACCCUUUCUCGGCUAUCCAGCUAAACAAUCAAACUCACCCCUUCUUCAAGGAGUUUUCGUAUUCGUGGGAGGAUGCAAUGGUUUUGCAUGAUGCUGGUGUGGGUAAUACUGGCAGUGGUGGUACAAGUAAAUCCGAUGUGAGAAAGAGACUUGCGGAAGACGAGUUUGACAAGAAGAAGAGGUGGGAGAUGAAGAGGUUCAAGAGAGCGGGGUGCGAUCUGAAGAGGUUUAAUCGAGGAGAUUUUGGGGCGAGAACGGGUGUUGGUCGGCUUUAG
Messenger RNA from Alternaria atra, 1317 nucleotides. RefSeq lists its product as uncharacterized. Gene Ontology annotation, molecular function: ubiquitin conjugating enzyme activity. NCBI's taxonomy places the organism in Eukaryota, Fungi, Ascomycota, Dothideomycetes, Pleosporales, Pleosporaceae. The transcript is spliced from 2 exons. The coding region runs from base 1 to 1317 and encodes 438 amino acids. The record is from RefSeq and is a predicted model, not a curated record. Gene Ontology annotation, cellular component: nucleus. Gene Ontology annotation, biological process: protein polyubiquitination; ubiquitin-dependent protein catabolic process.